Molecule: messenger RNA, 2253 nt
Organism: Dictyostelium discoideum AX4
Lineage: Eukaryota; Evosea; Eumycetozoa; Dictyosteliales; Dictyosteliaceae
Gene: culE
Product: cullin E
Exons: 7
Coding region: 1-2253 (750 amino acids)
Biological process (GO): protein ubiquitination; ubiquitin-dependent protein catabolic process
Molecular function (GO): ubiquitin protein ligase binding
Source: RefSeq, a predicted model, not a curated record
AUGUCAGAUCAAAUAACAGUUGAUGAGUUAUGGGCAGAAUGUGAACAAACUUUCGAAGAUCUUUUCCUCAAUUUGAAAAAAGGUUUAUCAAGAAAACGUUAUAUGGAGAUUUAUACCAAAAUAUACAAUUAUUGUUCAUCUGCCAAUGAAAAAGCUCUUAUUGAUUUUUAUAUUCCAAAAGUAAAGGUUUUAGUUGCUCAAAAAGCAGUAGAAAUCAUGUCAAGAUCAGAAUCAUAUCCAAAUGAUGCCUUAUUAUUAUUUUUCAGAAAUCAAUGGAAUGAGUGGAAGAUGUCAAGUAAUGUUUUAAAGAAUCUUUUAUCACCAGUUAAUAAAAUUCAUUCAAGUGAUAAAAAAACAACAAGUUCAUCAGCAAAUCAAAAUGAAUCAGUUGUUUAUUCAGAUACUCUUAAUUCAUGGAGAGAGACAGCAUUCAAUCCAUUAAAAAACAAACUAUCUGUUUCAUUACUCCAAAUUAUUAAAAACGAUAGAACUGGUUUCUCAACAAAUCUCCAAGUUUUAAGUGAUUCACUUGAAUGUUAUGUUCAACUUGGACCAGAAAAGAAUAAAUUAGAAAUUUAUCAAUCAUGUUUUGAACAACAAUUCCUUCAAGAAACAGAGACAUUUUAUAAAGCAGAAUCAGCAGAUUUCAUUGAAAAGAAUGGUGUUUGUGAAUAUAUGAGACACGUUUACAAUCGUAUUGAACAAGAGACCAAUCGUGUCAAUCAAUACAUGCCGAUCAGCACAUUAGAAAAAUUAACAAAGAUCUUAAACAAUGUUUUAAUUAGCAAUUACAAGGAACAAUUCGCCAGUAAAUUCCUUGACAUUUUAAUUGAAGAUAAGAGCAGUGAUCUCGUUAUGAUGUACUCACUUUUAUCUCGUGUCAAUCAUCUUACCCCAUUAAAGAACAUCUUCUCUGAUUUCAUUAAAUCCGAGGGUCUCAAAGAGAUUGAGAGUAAUUUGAAGGAGGCACAAGAAAAACCUCAAGUUCUCAUCUCUAUCCUCCUCAAGAUCUACAGUCGUUUCAAUAUUAUGAUCAAAGAAUGCUAUGGUAAUGAUACUGACUUCACCACUGCUAUGGAUAAAUCAUUCUCUAUACUCGUAAAUGAAAAUCCAGCAUCUUACGAUCCAAAGAAAAAGGAAAGCAAUAUUCCAGUCGUCUUAUCCAAAUUCUGUGAUCAAAUUCUUAGAAAAGGUCCACAUCACAUCAGUGAUGAGGCCGAGUUGGAAAAGAAACUUACUGAGGCAGUUUGUCUCUUCAAAUACCUUCCAGAUAAGGAUAUUUUCAUGCUCAACUAUCAAAAAAUGCUUUCAAAGAGAUUGGUAGAAGAUCUUUCUGCAAGUGAGGAUGCUGAAACUCUCAUGAUUAACAAACUCAAAAAUUAUCAAGGUUUCGAUUAUUGUACUAAAUUAACAAGAAUGAUUACUGAUAUGAGACUUUGUAAAGAUAUUAAUAUAAAUUUCCAAAAUCAUUUAAAUGAAAAGAGUUUAACUUUACCAUACCAAUUCAACUUUUAUGUUUUAACUAAUGGUUCAUGGACACUUACAAAUAAACAAACAGCAACUCCAUUCAAACCACCAAGUGAAAUGUUAUCAAGUAUUACAUAUUUCGAAUCUUUCUACAAAAAAAGUUACCAAGGUAGAGUUUUAACUUUCCUUUACGAUUUUUCAAGAGCUGAUGUUGACUCAAGACAAGCCAAAGGAAAAAUAUAUAAACUUACAACUACAGCAUACCAAAUGGCAAUUUUAUUAAUGUUUAAUGGAGCAGAUAAGAUUACUAGAUUCCUUAUUAAUGAUACAAUUGGUUUAGAUGAAACAUCAAUUCGUCUUCCAUUAUUAGCUUUAAUCAAAACAGGUAUUAUUGAGUGUUCAGAACCAAGCUUCAAGAAUUGGAACAACGAUACUGAAUUCACUGUAAAUUCUAAAUUCAGUUCAAAGAAGAUGAAGGUCAGCUGUAAUAUUGCUGUUCAAAUUGGUGAAACUAAACAAUCAGAAGGUCAACAAACUGUCAGCGAACAAGAAAUUGAAAAAGAACGUUUCUUCAAACUUCAAGCUGCCAUUGUACGUAUUAUGAAAUCUAAAAAGACAAUGACUCACAAUGAUCUCACUGUGGAAACUACCACUCAAGUCAGCAAAUGGUUCACACCAAAGAUCACUGCCAUUAAAAAGGCGAUCGAAUACCUCAUCGACCAAGAAUACAUUAGAAGAACUACUGAUGAUAAUCCAUCUGCAAGAAAAUAUGAAUAUAUGGCUUAA